AUGGCGCAACUACACCUGGCAGAAACCGAGCCUCAGCCUACCGAUACCGACGCCUUGUUGCAGAUCCAGCAUCGCCGGAAGAUUUUCUGGUGCGCCUACGCGAUUGAUCGAGCAGUUUGCAGCUCGUUUGAUUUUCCGACAUCUAUUCCAGACAAUCACAUAACAGUCGAUAUUGCAUGGCGCAAGAUCUUCGAGAAUAUCGACGACGAUCUACUCCUCGAGGUAGCCUCUUCUACACAACCAGGUACUCCCCUGCGCGGAUACUCUGGCCACACCAAUCUGUCGACAGCUCUCCACGUCCUGGUCGGCCGUCAGCUCGAGUCAGAAAUCCAGAACACAGUACUCGACAAGGCUUAUGUGCCACACUCUGAUGUGACCUUCACGUGGCGCAUCAAACUUAUGGAAAAGCUCAAAGAGUGGAACAAAGGGUUGGAGCUGUCGUGCAAGCCCACCCAACGGGGCUAUGUGAGUCCCGGAUGGCUCACGAUGAUUUAUUACUACAACAUCGUCAUGCUUUUCCGACCGACCAGACGAACAGCGCACGGAAUCUCGGGUGAUUGGUCCGUGCAGGCUUGUUGUCAUUCGUUGGUUCUAUUCCGGAGGUUCCAGAUGGCAAGGGAGAUUGCCCAGCCAUGGUUAGGGCUUCUUACGCAAUUUCAAAUCGGAGUCACCUUACUCUACUGCUUCUUUGCGACCCCGCCCUCACGGUGGAAGGACUCGUACACGUCACCCGACGUCUCUGACGCUAUCCGGGCCUGCUCCAGCACCUUGGCCAUCCUCGCAGAACGUUGGGCCGAGGCCGAAUGCAUUCGAGACACCUUUGAGCUCUUAGCGGGUGAAAUACCGAUCGGAUUGACAUGGGAGAGGCCGGCCAUGAUCAGCGCAGCUGCCAGGAAUGGGAUCGAGGAACACUGGGCGGGCUUAAGCAAAGUAGUUAUCCACCAACCCACGCUGAGGAUGGUUCGGGAGAUGGCGACGGAGCCUUUGGUGGCUGAUUUUGAGAUUCCAUCAGAGUCUGAACAUGACAAUUCUGUGACUGUCGAUAUUAUGAAUUCCUUGGAAGGCGUCACGCCUCCCAUGACAGAGGAGAUGCAUCGCCAGUGGGUGGCAGACCUUCAGGGCGGGUUGGGGGAGGGCUUUGACCCAGCACCAGAUCUGGACUUUUCAAAUAGGAUAUAUUUUAGCUUGUAG
Clonostachys solani is the source of this 1191-nucleotide messenger RNA. Lineage: Eukaryota; Fungi; Ascomycota; Sordariomycetes; Hypocreales; Bionectriaceae. The record is from the annotation of a GenBank genome assembly.